Molecule: messenger RNA, 1951 nt
Organism: Engraulis encrasicolus (European anchovy)
Lineage: Eukaryota; Metazoa; Chordata; Actinopteri; Clupeiformes; Engraulidae
Gene: pag1
Product: phosphoprotein membrane anchor with glycosphingolipid microdomains 1
Exons: 10
Coding region: 438-1946 (502 amino acids)
Biological process (GO): intracellular signal transduction; negative regulation of T cell activation
Cellular component (GO): plasma membrane; membrane raft
Source: RefSeq, a predicted model, not a curated record
GGAGGAGUUGGCUGGCUCGGCUUCUCACUCGGGGAACGAACCAGCGCUGGCACUAUACUAGGCUGCGAGUGCGUGGAUGAUGCAUGCGUGCCUUGCUCUCCUUCUGUCUCUCGGGCUUUCACUGUGUGGUUCUCGUUAAAAAAGACACGGGGCAGACGGAAUACAAGCCACUACCUGCUGUUUAGUUGCUAAAUUGGGAUCUGGGUGUGUGUUCUAACUGGACGAGACCGUACGCACUAAAUUAGAAGACAUCGUAUAGUGCGCCCUGCUGCACUGUAUGGAUGGUCGCUUCUGGUGGCCUAGUCUGAGCUGGUCUCUACUGGUCUGGUCUGGUCUGCUGUACUGCUGGACUGGCUCACACAUACACUGAAGCCAUCAGAGACACAAGUCGUCCGACACCCAUGCGCUCUCUAGACUGCCCCCUGUGAUGCGUUGCGAUGGCUCCAGCUCUGAGCGUGGUCUUGGGGGCGGAGCUUGCGGGGUCGGGGGUCAUUGUGCUGGCCAAUGGGCAGCUGGCGUUGGUGGGCAUCCUCACGGCAGUCUCCGCCUUCCUGCUGCUCUCGCUGCUGCUCAUGCUGUGUGCUAGCUGCCAGGGGCAGAAGAAGGCCAAUGGUCACCCAGGGGACCACGAGACCCUGAUGAAUGGGCAGGUGUCUGAGAAGGAGGUGUGUAGCCAGUCGGUGGAGAGUCAGGGCACUGACCUGGCAGCCAGCAGCUCUCACAAUGGACCCCUUACCAGCGGCACAGUGUUAUCUGACACCAUUGACACCAGUCCCCAGCCGUCUGAGGAGAUGCUCUCCAUCCAGUCCGAGCUCCGCUCCUCCAAGUGCCCGCAGGACCGCGAAUUACCCAGCAUUCCCUCCGGCGGCGUCGGUGGAGGCGGGCCCCCCUCCCUCAACGGCCCCCCCACCAUGCACAUGACCUCUGACCACCCCUCUGCCCCUGACGACGGCGAAGGAAUCGGAGGAGCGGAGGGCACCUACGAGACGGUGUGCGGGGGAGGGGUGAGCUCGCGCGACGUCAGUGCCGAGGACUCGCUGUACGAGACGGUGAAAGGCGACGUGGGCCUCGGCGCGACGCUGACCAAUGGCGUGCUCAGCAGCCCGGACGAUGAGUGCGGCGGCGAGCCAACCAGGAGGAUUUCCUCGUACCAAGACCCGCCCUCGGUGCCGCCGCAGGCCAACGGGGUGCUGCUGAACGGGCACCUGACGCCCACGCCGAGUCCGCCCACGCCUGAACGAGGACCCCUGGUGGCGGGAGUGGAGUACGCCUCCAUCGACCUCAACAAGAAGAGCAGGUACAGUGCCGACAUGGAGGCGCGACGACGGUCGACCCCGGCGACGACCCCUGACCCAAGAAAGCAGAAGCAGGAAGAGGAGGAGGAAGAAGAGGAUAAGCCGCCGCCCAUUCCAGACAAGGUGCUGGACGAGAACGAUAACCAGCAUACCAUCAGCAACAUCAUGAUGCCACACAACGGACAGCUGCCAUCUCCAGUGGGCUCGUCUCUACCAGAGGAUCAUGUGACUCUAGAGAAUGAGCUGUACUCCAGUGUGCUGCGUCAGCGCGGCGAGGCCGGUGACCUUGAGGGCCGCCUGUGCGACCUUGAGGAGGACAAGGAGGGCGACUACAGCAGCAUCGGGGACCUGCGCUGCCUGGGCACGACAGAGUCCGAGUCCGAGUCCGUCACCAACGACCUCUAUGCCUGCGUCAAGGACAUCUACGCCGAUGACCCCCGCGGGACCCCUUGCGGCGGCGGCGGCGGCAGCGGUGGUGACAUGAACGGUGACCUUGGCGACCCUGGGUACGAGACCAUCCGCAUUCCGAAGGGCGCGGAGCACCACCAUCACCACCACAACGGCCAAUCAGACGCCAGCGUGCAGCCCGUGGAGCCGGACUAUGAGAGUGUGGCAGAGCUGGGACUCAGUAGAGACUUGUCUCGCCUCUGAAGAUA